Messenger RNA from Trichogramma pretiosum, 2391 nucleotides. Its product is annotated as juxtaposed with another zinc finger protein 1-like. Gene Ontology annotation, cellular component: nucleus. The transcript is spliced from 4 exons. Lineage: Eukaryota; Metazoa; Arthropoda; Insecta; Hymenoptera; Trichogrammatidae. The record is from RefSeq and is a predicted model, not a curated record. Bases 780 to 2093 code for a protein of 437 amino acids.
UAUUCGGCGUGUGUGCGCACUGCGUUACGUACUGCUGCGAGCGAGAAAGAGAGAAGCAGAGCCGUGCGCCGCUACUGCUCUACACAGCACCGCAGUCCACCGUGAAAAAGCUCGUGCAAGUUAUAUCCUGUGCGUGUACUCGACGCACAGAGCUGCACGAGAAUAAAGCGUUGCCGAUGCCGCCGCGGCUGCUGCAGCUACGACUGGCCAAUAUGCAAUGCAACGGGGUGCAUUAGACUCUCUCGUGAAAAGCUCGACUGAAAAUACACGAGGAGCUGCUGCUCGUGCGGCUCGUGGCUCGUGGCUCGUGGCUCGUGCGCGAGUGCGUGUGCGUGUGUGCGUGUGAGAGAGAGAGUGACUACCGACUACUAUAGUGAGUGCGUGAGUGGGAUCAUCGUGCGCCAGCCGCCAGCGUGUUCGCUGUUUAGCUGUUUCAUUUGGUCUUGCCUAUUGGUUAGUGGCACUUGGCAUUUGGACGCGCGACUUGCUCCGGCUCGUGCGACGACCUGAGCCGUGCCGCCGCCGCCGUCGACGCCGACGCCGAGCCUCGUGGUCCGUCUCUGACACUCGCGCACAAAGUUAAUUUAGCGCUGCGAGGCCCAAGGAAACGACACCUCGUUCGUGUAAGGCUUUCGUGCGCCCACACCUGCAUCGUCGUCGUUGUCGUCUCUGCGUGAGCAGCCGGGACUGGCGUGCGGCUGCGGUGAGCAGACACCCGACGCGACAGGCGGCCACCUACCUACUUGGACUAUUACUUGCAUUUACGCUUGUGCAUUGCCAUGGCCGUAUUCAUGCUCAAUAUCUGUAAAUUCAACUCUUGCGGCUUGACUUUCGGCACGCUAGGUCAUCUCAUCCAACACAUCGAAGAGACUCAUAUCGACAAUGACCCACAAGUGCUGGAGCGCCAGGAGCGGGCACAGCCAGCCUGCGUGCCACUCAGCUACGUUUUGCGCUUCCUCACCGACGCGGCCAGACGGGAGAACGCCCUGACGGCGGUGGCGGCUCAGCAAGCCUCCAAGGCCCUCUCGGUGAGCUCGCUCGGCUCCUCCUCGACGUCGUCCUGUUUGUCUUCGGCGAGCUACGCGGCUUCCGGAACACUCGGCAAUCCGCAGCAGCUUCAGCAACCACAGACGCAGCAUCUUCUUCUACAGCAGCAGCUCCAACAGCCAAGCCAGCUUCAUGCGCAGCAGCAGCAGCAGCAGCAGCCCCCCCAGAGGAUGGUAAAAACCCUCGUGCCUGCAUCAGGCAUCAGUAAUGCUACAGCUGGAGCUAGUGACGAUGAUGAAGAUGACGCUGACAACAAUGAAGAUGACGACGAUGACGAUGAAGACGAUGAGGACAUGAUUGAAUGCGACGACGAGGAUGACGACGACGAAGAAGAAGAUGAUGAAGUCGAGGAUUGCGCGAGCAACGAUUCCUGGAUAACGGCUCGAAGUAACUUCGAACGCAGCGUUGAGCAGCGCCAACACUUUCAACACAACGAUUACACUUCGAGCAGCAUGAGAUACAAUCCUACAGUGGCUAAAAACAACUAUCAGUACCAGCAGCAUUUGCAGCAACAUCAAACCACGAAAGACGACAGCAGGCCAUUUGCGUGUCCAGUACCAGGAUGUAAAAAGCGCUACAAAAACGUUAACGGCAUCAAGUAUCACACAAAAAAUGGACACAAAAAUGACAAGCUGCUUGUGGCCAAUUUGCAGCAUCAAAAGUUGCAGCAGCAUUUAAUCAACAAAGCCUCACAAGCUCGCAACCAUUCUAAUGUUUCUAGUCACUUUCACAGUAGCGCUAAUAACAAUACUAGCAAUAAGUUAUUCAAAUGUGGCUGUGGUAAAAGCUACAAAACGCCUUAUGGGCUGAAGAAUCACAUGGCCGUUAGGCACAAUAUAGUACAGGAUCAAAACAAAUCAAGUUAUCAUUAUUCACAGACUUUAGUUACCAACAAUUCGAUACCAUCUGCUAUUCAAGAUCACGGCUACAUCAAACAGCAAGAGCCCCAAGGGCUCGAGUGCGACGCUAAUCUUGGCGUACUCACGCCCGCUCCUAGCCCUGGUUCACUCAAUCAUCACAUCAAAUACUCCGACAUGACAUCUUGAUGCCUAUGAACAUUAUCAUUUUCAUCGUCAUGUUGCCAUUAAAUUUAUUUAUUUCCAUUACAAUGAUAAUUAUGUAAUUUUUUUUCUUUUACUGUUGUUAUUUGUGCAUUUUCAAGUACACACACACACACACACACACACACGUACUAUUUUGCUCGCUCUCAAGGUAUUUGCUAAAUGAAUACAAUCGUUCGCCGGUGUAUUAUCAUAAUUGUGCAGUGACUGAAAAUAUGAAAAAUAUAAGAUUAUUGAUAUUCUUAGAUUUAUUAUAAAUAUAGCAUUAUAUAUUAUGUAAAUC